Molecule: messenger RNA, 2998 nt
Organism: Struthio camelus australis
Lineage: Eukaryota; Metazoa; Chordata; Aves; Struthioniformes; Struthionidae
Source: RefSeq, a predicted model, not a curated record
GCCCAGCCGGCCGCCGGGACGCGGCCAGCAGCGCCCGGCGCCCCCCGGCGAGCCGGGCCCCCUGGAGGGCUACAUCAGCGUCCUGGAGCACAAGCCUUUAAAAAUGCACUGCAAGAGUUGUGCAUUGGUAACCAGUUCUGGACACCUUCUGGGAAGUAAACAGGGUGACAAAAUCGACCAGACAGAGUGUGUAAUACGAAUGAACGAUGCACCUACUCGAGGUUAUGGAAAAGAUGUUGGAAACAAAACGAGCCUUCGAGUCAUUGCACACUCUAGUAUUCAGAGGAUUUUACGAAAUCGGAACGAACUCUUAAACAUGAGCCAUGGAGCCGUAUUUAUCUUCUGGGGUCCGAGCAGCUACAUGAGGAGAGAUGGAAAAGGCUUGGUGUAUAAUAACCUGCAGCUGAUGAAUCAGAUACUGCCUCAGUUAAAAGCAUAUAUGAUUUCUCGCCACAAGAUGCUUCAAUUUGAUGACCUUUUUAAACGGGAAACCGGGAAAGACAGGAAGAUAUCCAACACUUGGCUUAGCACGGGCUGGUUCACAAUGACUAUCGCAUUAGAGCUCUGUGACAGGAUAAAUGUUUAUGGCAUGGUGCCACCGGAUUUCUGCAGGGAUCCUAAUCAUCUUUCAGUACCUUAUCAUUAUUAUGAACCUCUGGGACCUGAUGAAUGCACAAUGUACAUAUCACACGAGCGGGGCCGAAAGGGCAGCCAUCACCGUUUCAUCACAGAGAAACGAGUGUUUGAGAACUGGGCACGGACAUUCAAUAUUCACUUUUUUCAACCAGACUGGAAACCAGAACCACUUACUGUAAAUCACCCUGAGAUUAAACCAGUGGUCUGAGGGAUGAACACAGAAGACUGCAAUCACAAUCACCUACUGUAUCAGCUUUCAGGGUGUUGGACAUUCUGGGACAGCAAGGCAACCUAGACAAGAAGGUAACAGGAUUUGCAGAUGAGAACUGCGACAACAGUCAGGAAGUUAGGAUGGAGUAUAUCAAGAGUACUUUGUGCUGAACUGUACAUAAAACUAAUAUAUAGCCUUUUCUGGCCAUCUGACUUCCUGUAUGUGUUUGUGAUUUGUGAAAAGCAACUUGAGUAUCAUUAAUGGGAUGGUUAAUUCAUCAUGGUUUUUUAAAGUACAAUGCCACUGAAUUUUCAUAGUGAAAACUUACAGUACUUACUUAUUUAAUGGAGGUUUUUAUGCAACCUAGGCCAGUAUUUUUCUAAUUCACAAUUAUGUGGUUGUUUACCUUUCAUAAUCCUUCAAAUUCAAAAUUAAUAUUGCUGAUGGUUUGAAAGGCCUAGCUUUUUAUUUAUAAAUAUUGUUUGGGAAAAAAAAUAUUCUAUAUAGCAUGUAAUUAAUAUUUGAUCUGGAAAUUCAAAAUUUUUGGGCUCCAUUCCAGCCUGAAGCCUUUUACAGCAAGAACGGUCCUCUGUGCAAACCUAGCUAACUCUACAGUUUGACACCUCAUUUUAAUAUGACAAUGGUAGACGAAAUUCCUUUUGAUAUGAAUGUGCAUUUGCUGCUGUGCUAUCAAAUUGCUGUUUUUUAAUUAGAGGUGGAGGGACAGAGGGCAACGCUUAUCUGAAAAAAAAUCACUGUCUACAGCAAAAUGUUUGCAAUGAAGAAGAGACCAACUGGGGUCAGAGGAUUGCAUUCAGUUUUGCCUCUCGUGGUCCUACAAGAGAUUGAAGUAGCAACUGUCUUCCUGAAGUAACAAACUACAAACCAGAAAACAAUGGCUUGCAAUGACAUGAACAGAUUUUUGAAACCAAGAAGCUACACUACCAGGUACUCUAAUCCUGACCAUACUAGCCAAAAAUAGGAAUCACAUAGUCUACAGCACUGCACCUUCAAAAAUCUCUGCCUUCCACUUCUCCGAGAUCAUUUGUUGAUCUCCUCAUAGAUCCUGGACUGCACUGAAGCUAGGAUAUGAAACAAAUUCUGUGAGUGAAAGAUUGCUUCCUUAAAAACAAUGAAGUUAGCACCACUUGGCGGUUUCUUCAUGAAGUACUUGAACAUGGCUAGUCCCUGCAAAUGAAGGUGGUGAAUAAUACUAGCUCUGUAUAUGGAACCUCACAGUGUGUCUUACUGGGUUAUAUUUGGCUUGUGAAUAAAGAGGAUUUCAAUUACAGCAUUUUUCCUUUUGCUUCACAAAUAUUAAAACUCAAAUAAUUUCUUCAAAGUAAUCACUAGGAAUAAUUACUGCAUGGAGCCUUGUACUUCAGGUGAUGAAACUCUCUCAUUAGACAGCUACUAAAGCAAUGUAUUACCUUAAAAUGUCUAAACCCAAGAAGCUCAAACUCAGAUGCAGUACAUGGAACUGGGACCAAACUUGCUAUCAUUUAAACCCAUUUAUGACCCAGUAUCUUCCUCUUGCCAAAACCUGACAGCAAUAGCUGCAACUGCCCUCAAGAUGCCCCAGUUCUUUGGGGACCAAGUGCAGCAAACUGCUCCGUCAGAGGUAAAACACCCGCUUACCCCCAUAAUCCUAUGGACCGAAACAGCCAGCCUCAGAGAGCCAUUCUCCUUGCUGCAGCUGUCUCCACUAUCAAAGAGCAAGAAACUAUAGCCUAUUUUGCCUUAAAACUUGCCUUUCGGUGUUCUUCCCGAUAAACAUCAUUCAGCAUACAAACAAAACGCAAAGCACUACUAUUGCCAAUUACCCGUAAACAGCCUCAUCAGCUGAUGUUUAACUCCCUCUUUCAGUGAUUGUGCUGUAUUCCUUCCAUUUGAUUUCACAAAAUUGUAUAAAGAACAGAAUGGAUUUUGAACUAACGGUGAUGUGAACAUCCCUUUCAGCGUGGGUACUGGGGGCAUAUAUUCUGCCUAUAUUGCUCAAAUUGACAAAACUUUUGUCAAACUGAUUUACAGAUCAUUUCUAAUGUGACUGCAAAGAUUAGUACUGAUCACAGUAGCUCCUCUGACACCAUAAUCCUUUUGUUAUUUUAUUAGUGGUAUAAUAAUAAAAAGAUUUUGUCAUGAUAAAAUGUA